UCCAUUUUCCUUUCUAGGAAUUUGUUUCUAUUCCCUUGAGCUGCCGAAACAAGUUUAGCCUUCUUCAUUUCAUCUCCUUGAGAUUUUUCUCAGCAUUAUGGCGCACAUUCCCACAUUGAUUACUUCACUAGUCUAUUGGUUUGCUUUUUGCAUCCUUCUUGUUGCUUUUGUCUUGUGUUUUAGUUCUUGUAGUACUUGUGCCAUGGCCGGGAAUGAGACCGACCAACUAGUCUUGCUUGAAUUCAAGGCCAAAAUAAGCCAGGAUCCUUUCAUGGUUUUCAGCUCAUGGAAUGAAACCACCCACUUUUGCCAAUGGCAUGGUGUUACAUGCGGUCACCGACACCAGAGAAUCAUUGAGUUGCGCCUACCAUCUCUGAAGCUUGCAGGCUCUAUAUCUCCUUUUAUUGGAAAUUUGAGCUUUCUAAGGAUUCUACAUCUCCAAAACAAUAGCUUUGGUCAUGAAAUCCCUCCACAAAUUGGUCGUUUGCAUCAACUGAAGAAAUUAUUUUUGAACAACAAUUCGAUGGUUGGUAAAAUCCCUUCCCAUUUAUCCAAUUGCUCUAACAUUGAAGAAAUCGGACUUUCUUAUAACAAAUUUGUUGGAGAUAUUCCAACUGAGUUUAGCUUCUUGUCAAAGCUUCGAGCAUUUCAUGCAGAGAAUAACAGACUAACGGGAAGUAUUCCCCCAUCUCUUGGGAACUUAUCUUCACUUGAAGAACUUGUUGUAUUCACAAAUAAUUUGGGUGGGAGUAUUCCGAAUGCACUAGGCCAACUCAAAAAUCUUAUAGCUAUUAUACUUACAGAAAAUAAGUUUUCAGGUACCAUCCCUCCAUCAAUUUUCAAUCUCUCUUCAAUUAGUGUUCUUAAUGUAGGACUUAAUCAAUUGCGAGGGAGUCAGGUUCAGUGGGAGUUGGGUAUAACUACUCUUCCUAAUCUCCGAGACUUCUCCAUUGCCUCUAACCAUUUUACUGGUUCCAUUCCUCCUUCAAUAUCCAAUGCCUCAAAUUUGGAGAGAUUACAAAUUGCAGCAAACAAAUUUACUGGAAAUGUGCCUUCUUUGGAAAAGCUGCAUAGGCUCAAAAUAUUUACUGCUUUUCAAAACAAGUUAGGGGGAAGUGGAGAAGCUGAUCAUGACUUGAGUUUUAUAUGCUCUUUGACCAAUGCAACCAUGUUAGAGGUUUUGGUAGUACACACCAACAACUUUGGUGGUGUCUUACCAGAAUGCAUUGGUCACUUGUCAUUGUCCCUAAAAGUAUUUUUAAUAUUUGCAAACAAAAUAGCUGGAAUGAUUCCGAGUGGGAUCUUGAAUCUUGUCAACUUAGAAAGACUCAGUUUGGGACAGAACCAAGUGUCAGGUAACAUUCCAGUUGCUAUCGGUAGGCUUCAUAGGUUAAAGAGACUGGAUCUAUCGCAUAACAAUCUCUCAGGCAGCAUCCCUCACUCUCUUGGAAAUCUAACUUUGUUAUUUGGUCUUCAUUUGUUUGGAAAUAACCUCGGUGGAAGCAUCCCAUCAAGUCUAGGCUACUGCAAAUCUUUGAUCUCACUAGACCUUUCUCGUAACAAUCUCAAUGGUUCCAUACCCCUACAGAUAUUUGGUCUCUCAUCUUUAUCAAUUCGCCUAGUAUUGUCCCGAAACCGUCUUACGGGUCCUCUUCCCAUGGAAGUUGAAAAUCUUAAGAAUCUAGGUGGAUUAUAUAUAGCAGGGAAUAUGUUAUCUGGUGAAAUUCCGAGCAGUCUUGGUAGUUGCAUUAGGCUGGAGACUCUAUCCAUGGGAAGAAACUUCUUCCAAGGAACUAUUCCAUCAAGUCUUGGCUCCUUGAGAGGACUUCAAAGCUUAUAUCUUUCCCAGAACAAUUUCUCAGGAAGAAUCCCUGAAUUUCUUGUGUAUAUGAACUCAUUGCAGCGUUUAAAUAUAUCACACAAUAAUUUUGAGGGGCCGGUGCCAACAGAUGGCAUUUUCAAGAAUUUAAGUUUAGCUUCAGUUGCAGGGAACAACCAACUAUGUGGGGGAAUCCCUGAGAUCCACUUGCCUAAAUGCAACUUCAAAGAGUCUGGGAAUACAAAAUUGACCUUAACCUGGAAGUUAAUAAUAUUUAUAGUUUUGGGGAUACUAGGAGUAACUCCGAUGCUAUAUUUUUUGUGUGUUUCUUGGUUGAGAAAGAAACGAAAAGUGUCAAUAUCAAGUUCUUCAGAAAACUUGCUUUUGACUAUAUCCUACCAAAGUCUCCUAAAAGCCACUGAUGGAUUCUCUUUAGCAAAUUUGCUUGGUGUGGGUGGUUUUGGAUCAGUCUAUAAAGGAGUUCUUGAUGAGAGUGGAACUAUAAUUGCUAUCAAGGUCCUCAACCUUCUGUGCCAUGGAGCCAUCAGAAGCUUUCUUGUUGAGUGUGAAGCGUUUAGAAACAUCAGACAUCGAAAUCUUGUAAAGGUUCUUACAGUUUGUUCAAGUGUUGAUUACCAUGGAAAUGAUUUCAAGGCUCUAGUUUAUGAGUUCAUGGUCAACGGAAGCCUUGAAGAAUGGUUGCAUCCAGCUGCUAUAGAAGAUGAAAGGCAUCGGGACCAAAGAAAUCUAGAUCUUUUUCAGAGGUUGGAUAUUGCAAUUGAUGUUGCGAAUGCAUUAGAAUAUCUACAUUACCAUUGCCAAACACAAAUAAUUCAUUGUGACCUCAAGCCGAGCAAUGUUCUUCUCAACAAUGAAAUGGUUGGACACGUGGGUGAUUUUGGGAUAGCAAGAUUCGCUCCUGGAAGUAACCAUAGCUCUUCAGCCACUCACUCGAGCACUAUUGGAUUAAGGGGAACUAUUGGUUACGCUGCUCCUGAGUAUGGAGUGGGAAAUGAGGUAUCCACCUAUGGUGAUAUGUACAGUUAUGGGAUUCUUCUACUAGAAAUGUUCACAGGAAAAAGGCCCACUGAUGACAUUUUUAAGGACAGUCUAAGCCUACAUUCUUUUGUCAAGACAGCCUUGCCUCAAAGAGUAGUUGAGAUUGCGGAUCCAAUUCUUUUUCAAGAAAGGGAAGAAGAGACAACUAGGAAUAAUGGCCAAAAUAACAACAAUACAAGUAGAAAUAAAAGUCAAGAGUGCUUGGGUUCGAUUUUUCAGAUUGGACUUUCAUGUUCAGUUGAACAGCCAGAAGAACGAAUGAACAUGAGUGAUGUUGUAGCUGAGCUUCAUUUAGUCAAAAAAAAGUUUCUUCAGAGUGAAACAAAUGAAGCAAUCCAAGAAUAAAUGGACCAUAUUAUCAGACGUAGCUAUUAUUGCUGUCUUUGUGAUAUUUA
Carya illinoinensis is the source of this 3273-nucleotide messenger RNA. Its product is annotated as probable LRR receptor-like serine/threonine-protein kinase At3g47570. The record is from RefSeq and is a predicted model, not a curated record. The transcript is spliced from 2 exons. The coding region runs from base 98 to 3223 and encodes 1041 amino acids. Gene Ontology annotation, molecular function: protein binding; ATP binding; protein kinase activity. Lineage: Eukaryota; Viridiplantae; Streptophyta; Magnoliopsida; Fagales; Juglandaceae. Gene Ontology annotation, biological process: protein phosphorylation.